GCUGUUGAUAUCAAUAUGGCGGUUGUCAGCCAGACAAAGACAGUCAGUCUGAUGUGAUUGAGACAAGGGAGGUUUUCAGGGGGAGACUGGGAGAUAGGGGCCUCCCCUCCCCCUUCUCCUCUUCCUGCGCCGGCCUCAACCCCUCCCCAGUCCCCUCCCGACGGGCGCCCCACGCGGAAGACACCCCUCCCCCUUCUGCUUUCCCUCCUCCCUACCUCAGCCAUCCGUACUGGGACGUUGGGGAGGGGGCUGUGCCGGGCGGAGAGAACUCAGCGAGGAUUCUGAGAAUGGUAGAUAACGCAGAUCAUCUCUGGAAAGGAUAUUGAUCCGCCUCAUGUAAAGUAUGCUCAGUUCCUUUCCAGUGGUUUUGCUGGAAACCAUGUCUCAUUAUACAGAUGAACCCAGAUUUACCAUAGAGCAGAUAGAUCUGCUUCAGCGCCUUCGGCGUACUGGAAUGACUAAACAUGAAAUUCUCCAUGCCUUGGAAACUUUGGACCGUCUUGAUCAAGAGCAUAGUGAUAAGUUUGGAAGAAGGUCCAGCUAUGGAGGAAGUUCAUAUGGGAAUAGUACCAACAAUGUCCCAGCAUCUUCCUCUACAGCUACAGCUUCCACACAGACGCAGCAUUCGGGAAUGUCCCCAUCACCUAGCAACAGUUAUGAUACUUCCCCACAGCCUUGCACUACCAAUCAAAAUGGAAGGGAGAAUAAUGAGCGAUUAUCUACGUCCAAUGGAAAGAUGUCACCAACUCGCUACCAUGCAAACAGCAUGGGUCAGAGGUCAUACAGUUUUGAAGCCUCAGAAGAGGACCUAGAUGUAGAUGAUAAAGUGGAGGAAUUAAUGAGGAGGGACAGCAGUGUGAUAAAAGAGGAAAUCAAAGCCUUUCUUGCCAAUCGGAGGAUUUCCCAAGCAGUUGUUGCACAGGUAACAGGUAUCAGUCAGAGCCGGAUCUCCCAUUGGCUGUUGCAGCAGGGAUCAGACCUGAGUGAACAGAAGAAAAGAGCAUUUUACCGAUGGUAUCAACUUGAGAAGACAAACCCCGGGGCCACACUAAGUAUGAGACCAGCCCCCAUUCCAAUAGAGGACCCUGAAUGGAGACAAACACCUCCCCCAGUCUCUGCAACAUCUGGUACUUUCCGACUACGACGAGGGAGUCGAUUUACCUGGAGAAAGGAGUGCCUGGCUGUUAUGGAAAGUUACUUCAACGAGAAUCAAUACCCAGAUGAAGCAAAGAGGGAAGAAAUUGCAAACGCUUGCAAUGCGGUUAUACAGAAGCCAGGUAAAAAACUGUCUGAUCUGGAAAGAGUUACCUCCCUGAAAGUAUAUAAUUGGUUUGCUAACAGAAGGAAGGAGAUCAAGAGGAGAGCCAAUAUUGAAGCAGCAAUCCUGGAGAGUCAUGGGAUAGAUGUUCAGAGUCCAGGAGGCCAUUCCAAUAGUGACGACGUCGAUGGGAACGACUACUCUGAGCAGGAUACUUGGCAAGUACGCAAUGGGGAGGAGGAGGAGGGAAGAAGUUCAGAGGGAGGCAGAGAAGCAGAGAAGGAUGACAGUACGAGCCAUAGUGACCACCAAGACCCCAUCUCAUUAGCUGUGGAAAUGGCAGCAGUCAACCACACUAUAUUGGCAUUGGCCCGACAAGGAGCCAACGAAAUCAAGACAGAGGCCCUGGAUGAUGACUGAUCAGGGAGGUUAAACACGACAAGUUAACUUAGUUUAGACGUAGCACCUUAGCAGACUUUCCUCGGUCCUUAACAUGUGUUCUUACAGUAUAACUUGCAGUUUCUUGUAUGUCAGGUAGCCGUUAGGGUCUUGUUCUGUGAAGAUGGCAUGGUGCCCUCAGCCUUUGCAUAUACUCUCUCAGUAUUAAUUCCUAGUAAAUAAUAACCAACCAACCAACCAAACUUCCCUCUCCCAGCCCCCGAGGCUAUAACAUCUUGCUGCUCCGUCUUAGCAUUCCAAGAAAGUGCUUCCAGGUAUUUAGAUAGCCCUCAGUUCUCAAAUAUUAGACUACGUGUAAAAUCUUGGGUACCUUUAGAUUCUUGUAACACUAGUCUGUACCCCCUUUUCCUUCCCCAAGGCUGAUAGGAUGCAAGCUGAGGUCGUGGCACAGGAAUGACAGACACCAUUUGGGGAGUAUCCACAGAGUCAGAGGAACACUAGAAUCCCCACCUCAGCGUGAGGAUAAUUGAUUUCCAGCUGCAAUAAGCCGUGCCUCAUUAUAGCCACGCUGUGGCUAGAUUAUACUUCUUGGGUGCUGUGCUAAGAAUGUCAAUGGAAAAAGUCAAUCUCACAUUUUGUUUGAAGUUAACAUGCCUGACACAGACAUCCUUUUCUCUCACAAGCUGUGUGACUUAGUAGAUAAAAUACUGCCUUCUGCCUUUGGGACCAUGAUUAAAAACAAAAACUAAAAGUCAUAAAAAAAAAAAAAAAAAACCCAGGUUGAGAGCAUUGGGAAAAAAAUAUGAGCUGAAUGUCUGAUGGAUGCUAAAGUCCAGUUUUCAGAACCACUGCACAUUCCGCGGCACAGUUAGCAGUGCCUGCCUGGAAAAGUUUUGGAGGUCAUCGUGGAAGUUGCUUUGCCUCCUGUCGGUGUCCCCUUUCCCUGCUACCAAAAAAAAUCUUUCAAGGAUGGAGCUAAGGUCAAAAAUGAGUGAAAAAACUUGCAGUGUUUGUAUCCAUUAAACUGAAGCCCCUUCAAUCUGAGAGGUCGCUAGAGGACUUCAUAGUGGGGUCAUGCUGCCUGUCACAGAUGCAGAUGCUUGCCCAGAUAGGAGCAGAGAAAAGCAGGGGACGCUUCCCACUCACAUUGUGGCUGUACCAGAACAACAGGAUGGGACUGCUUUGCUGUUCUCUUUACUCUGUCCUUGGAGAGACGUGAAAAGCUGUAUUGCUACAGGCAAUUUAUUUAAUAAUUGGAAGCCAUAUUGAUAAUGGAUUUGGUAAUAUUUGUAAAGUUUAAUCUACUUUAAGCGGCAGUAACUAAUGGAAUUUUUUUCCUUGAUCACAUAUGUAGCACUUUUGUUACUUUUUAAAGAUAUUUAUAUUUGAUAAAUCUUUUUUUCAUUUUGAGAACUCAAAAAUACCAAACAGCGAACUUGUGUUCUAAAGUCACCCUGUGAUCACCUUGUCAUCUAGUAGCAAAAUGAUGAACUAUUCAUGCAUCAAAGAAAAUUACAUCUGCUGGUCUUGUAUGAAAAUGAUCUCUUGGCAUCCCGAUUAAAUGACACACUGUCACUGUGGGUAAGAGGAAAGAGCCUUCAAUGUAGCAGCACAGGGUGCAUCUGAAAGAGGCACAACUGCUAUGUAUUUUCUGCCUCAUCCGGUCCCUCCUGUGUAGAAUGAAGCCGUGUUUAAAGGGGACUGUGGGGCUGGCUGUUACGCGGGGCUUCUUUCUGUCCGUUACCCGAAAACAAUUUCUAAGACAGAAGGAAGGUGCCAUUUCCUUACCUCUUCACCCGUCCUCCUCUACCAAAUGUAUUCAACUUAAAACUAUGAGAGACUGAAUGACCUUCCUCAAUUUUCCCUUUCUCAUUCAGGAGAUACUGAGUAUCCGCCAGUUUCUAUCUGACCUUCUUCCACUUCAGGCACAUGCUGACCGCAUCAUUUCCUUAUCUGUUAAUCGUGCUUAUGUGAGCGUGAGGCGAGUCUUUGCCAGAGCAUGAAAGUGCCACCUUAUAUAUGUCUGUGACUAUAAAGAGCUAUAUGCGGGGCCUGGUCCUGCUCUUGUCCAUGGAUUUCAGGGGGAAAAAUAUAUGUACUUUUUCCAGCUUCCAAGCA
Molecule: messenger RNA, 3775 nt
Organism: Saimiri boliviensis boliviensis (Bolivian squirrel monkey)
Lineage: Eukaryota; Metazoa; Chordata; Mammalia; Primates; Cebidae
Gene: HMBOX1
Product: homeobox containing 1
Biological process (GO): positive regulation of DNA-templated transcription
Cellular component (GO): nucleus
Molecular function (GO): double-stranded telomeric DNA binding
Source: RefSeq, a predicted model, not a curated record